GCCCUCUCUUCCAACCACCACUUCUCCAAUCCACUUUCAUCCACCAUGGCUAGCACCACCCAAUUGACCGCCCUCGAGGCCUUUGUGGCCUCCCACCCCACCAUCCGCCUCACUCCCCCCACCUCGCCCGACUUCCCCGCCGCCCGCCAGAUCUUCCACGCGGGCCGCCGCGCCCAGCCGCUGGCCAUUGCCCAUCCGCAAACCCCCGCCGACGUGGCUGCCCUGGUGAAAUACGCCAAAGCCCAUGCCCUCCCUUUCUCUGUCCGCUCGGGUGGCCAUAACCUCGAAGGUCUGUCCGUCCACGAUGGCGCUCUUCUCAUUGACCUCCGCGCCCUCACCGCCGUCACCGUCGCUGCUGAUCGCCAAUCCGCCACCGUCCAGGGCGGCAUCCUCCAGCACGAACUGGCCAGCAAGCUCUGGGUCGAGGGAUUGGGGACCCCUACUGGCGCCAUCCCCGAUGUAGGCUAUAUCGGCUGGGCCACCUAUGGCGGUUAUGGCGCGUUCUCCUCCCACUGGGGUCUCGGCGUUGAUCAGAUCCUCGCUGCCACGAUCGUCAACCCCGAGGGCGAGAUCAUCUCCGCUGAUGAGCCCACCCUCCAGGGGAUUCGUGGCGCGGGGGGUCUCUUCGGGAUCAUCCUCGACUUGACUAUCAAAGUCUACCCACUUCCCAGUCUCUUCGCUGGCGCAAUCAUGUACGACUCCACCAACAUCGCCCAAACCCUGGUUACCUACAACGCCGCCUACCAAACCCUCCUCGACACCGACACCCCUCCUCCCCAACUAACUGUCCAACAAAUCGCCUUCAACUCCCCCCACGGCCGCAUCUUCGGAGUCAUCUUCACCUGGAGCGGUCCCGACCUAGAGGAAGGACACCGCUGGAGCGAGAAAAUCGCCUCCCUUGCCCCGGUCAUUAUGAAUACUGUCGCCCCUACGACUAUCCCCGAGUGGUUCGCGGGGAAUGGAGCCCUGGUUCCGAAAUCGAUGUAUGGAGCGCCCGCGACGUAUAAUGUGCGGAGGAUUACGACUGCGUUGGCGGAGGUGAUUGGGCGGUAUUUGGAGAUUAUGCCGGAUAAUCCGGGGACGAUGUUAUCGAUUCAUCAGGCGAGGGGGGUGGCCGUCGGGGAGGAGGGGCGGUCGGUCUUUGCGGCCAGGGAGCCCCAUUAUAUGUUGGAGAUUGUGGGCUUCGUGACGGGGGAGACCGGGAGAGAAGGGUCGGAGGACUGGGCGGAGGGUAUGGCGAGGGAGGUGAGGGAGUUGGAUGAGGGGAAUUUGUUGUCGACGGCGUAUCUCUCGUUGAUGAAGACGGAGGGGGUGGAUGCGGAGGAGGUGCUGAAGCGGGCGUAUGGGGAGAAGGCGGGCUUGGUGAGGCAGUUGAAAAGGAGGGUUGAUCCGGAGAAUGUCUUUGCCUUGACGGUGCCGCGGUUGAAGUAGAUGCUUGCUCGAAGAUGCAGGUUUGUGUGUGGAGUGAAUGAUAUACUAUCAUUCGAGGGAGUAUUGUGGAGAGGCCAGAUGCUUAAAUCGAAGGGUCAUCAGACUUAGUUAUGGGGAUCUAACAGAGAACAUCUUAUUGAUUCACUACCGUCACAAAGACGCAUAGUCCUGAC
Messenger RNA from Aspergillus ibericus CBS 121593, 1604 nucleotides. RefSeq names its product FAD-binding oxidoreductase. Lineage: Eukaryota; Fungi; Ascomycota; Eurotiomycetes; Eurotiales; Aspergillaceae. The record is from RefSeq and is a predicted model, not a curated record. The coding region runs from base 46 to 1431 and encodes 461 amino acids. The transcript is spliced from 2 exons. Gene Ontology annotation, molecular function: FAD binding.